Messenger RNA from Silurus meridionalis, 2329 nucleotides. RefSeq names its product IL2 inducible T cell kinase (gene itk). Gene Ontology annotation, molecular function: non-membrane spanning protein tyrosine kinase activity; protein binding; ATP binding. NCBI's taxonomy places the organism in Eukaryota, Metazoa, Chordata, Actinopteri, Siluriformes, Siluridae. Bases 103 to 1953 code for a protein of 616 amino acids. Gene Ontology annotation, biological process: adaptive immune response; B cell receptor signaling pathway; intracellular signal transduction. The record is from RefSeq and is a predicted model, not a curated record. The transcript is spliced from 17 exons.
CACAACUUAUGUUGCAAGUUCACAGGUUACUAAAGCAGACCUGGCAGUUUACAACAUUAUGCAUCAAGUUCAACAGUGUACCUCCGACAAUUUCAAUUUAACAUGUACCCACGAGUUAUUUUAAAAGGAGUCUUAUACAAGAAAUCUCAGCAAAAGCGAAGAACAUCCCCUUGUAAUUAUAAGGAGAGGUAUUUUGUGCUAAACACUGAGGAUCUGACCUACUCUGAACGUCGCCCUGGGAAAAAGCCUAUUCAGAAGGGCUGCAUUGAACUUUCCCGGAUUAAGUGUGUAGAAAUUGUACGCAGUGACCUUCCGAUUCCCUGUGAAUACAAAUAUCCUUUUCAGGUUGUCUAUGAUAACUACUACCUUUACGUGUUUGCGCCAGACAAUGACAACAGGCUAAAAUGGGUCAGAGCACUCAAAGAGGAGACAAAAGGCAACAACCUAGCUUUGAACUACCAUCCUGAUUUCUGGGUAGAGGGAAAAUGGAAGUGCUGUAACAGGACAGAUAAGUUGGCACCGGGCUGCAGUGACUAUUAUCCAAGUGGAUGCGCAUCUAAAAAACCGUUGCCUCCAACACCAGACCUUGAGCGGCGGUUCUCUAACACGGAGAUGCAAAUUGUUGUGGCUCUAAAAAACUUUAUCCCUCAAGAGGACACAGACAUCCCGCUGCACAAGGAUGAAGAAUACAUUGUAAUUGACCGCUCUGAACAAAAUUGGUGGACUGUUAGGGAUAAAAAUGGAAACGUCGGAACCGUGCCUUGCAUUUAUGUCAAAGAGAAACCGUCAAACAACAUUGAGCACUUUAAAUGGUACAAUAAAGAUAUAUCUCGGACCGAAGCUGAAGAAUGGUUAAUGGCAGUGAAUAAGGAGGGUGCAUUCAUGGUUCGCGACUCUCGGCAUGCAGGAGUUUACACAGUGUCUGUGUUUACCAAAGCCCCUGGGUCAAAUGGGGAAAAAAAUCCAAGGGUCAAGCAUUAUAAGAUCAGAGAGACAGAUGAUGAAGAGCCCAAGUAUUACCUGGCUGAAAAAUAUUUAUUUAGCACCAUCCCAGAGCUCAUUCAUUAUCACCAACACAAUGCUGCAGGAUUAAUAACACGGCUGAGGCACUGUGUUUCCCGUGGCCAAGGAAGUUCCCCCAAUAUUGAGGAAUUUGCAUCAGAAGAGUGGGAGUUGGACAUGGAGGAGUUGACUCUCGGGCCGGAGCUGGGCAGUGGUGAGUUUGGUCUGGUGUUCGAGGGCUUGUGGCGCGGUGAGAAGGUGGCUGUAAAGACAAUCCGUGAAGGAGCCAUGUCUGAUGAGGAUUUUAAAGAGGAGGCAAGGGUUAUGAUGACAGUAUCCCACCCAAAGCUCGUGAAGUUGUAUGGUGUGUGUACCCAGCAGUCCCCCAUGUACCUAGUGUUUGAGUUUCUGGAGAAUGGCUGCCUAACAGAUUUCUUGCGCUCUAGAAAAGGGUCUGUUUCACAGGAGAAUUUGCUGGGCAUGUGUGUUGAUAUCAGUGAAGCAAUGGCUUACUUGGAAAGCUCGAAUUUCAUUCACAGAGACCUGGCUGCAAGAAACUGUUUGGUUUCAAAAGACCUUGUGGUGAAACUCUCAGAUUUUGGAAUGACCAGGUUUGUACUGGAUGACCAAUACUCCAGUCACAACAGCAAAUUCCCUGUAAAGUGGUCGUCUCCAGAAGUGAUCAGAUACAGCAAGUUCAGCAGCAAGUCAGAUGUGUGGUCAUUUGGUGUGUUGAUGUGGGAGAUUUACAGCGAAGGCCGGCUGCCUUACGAGUGCAGAAGUAAUGCAGAAGUAGUGGAAUCUCUAAAUGCAGGGCUAAGAUUACUAAAACCCAGACUUUGUCCAGAGCCUGUUUACCAGCUAAUGCAUUGGUGUUGGAAAGAGAAACCUGAAGACCGGCCCUCCUUUGUUUUGCUCUUGCAUGAACUGGCUUCUCACUCAGACCUCUGAUUUAAAGCUAUCAAUGUUACUUUUGAAAAUAUAUUUACAGUUCAUUGUAUUUAUUUAUUUGUAUAUUCUAUUUAUUAAUUUUUUCUAUUAAUAUCUAUGGUUUUUCUGUACUGCCUAAAUAUGAUAAAUAACCAAAUUUGCUGAUCUUCUUUGUUCCAUUAGAGGCCACUAUUAAGUAGCCUAUUCCGACUCUAUUUCCAAAAUCAGUAGUGAUAGAGCCUCAGUAAUAUUCAUGAACUGUUUGUUUAAAUUUGUUUAUAAUCUGUUUAUAGCACCUAACAUACAGCAUUUGUUAACACCAAAUUGUAUGUAUUAAUAUGUAUCAACCUGUUUAUUGACUAAUCACUUUUGCACACAAUUACAUACAAUAUUUCAA